AUGGACCAAAAAAAGGAAAAGAAAGCAGGCAAAGACAAGGCGGAGAAGAAAGCCAAAAAGGAAAAGAAGGAAAAGAAGGACAAGAAGGACAAGAAGUCCAAAAAAGAAAAGAAGCAUCGGGACCAGCCUUCCGAGGAUUCUGCAGAAAAGCCCCCUGCAAAGGAUGGUCAGGCCAACGACGCCGCUAUGGAGGAAGCGCUGUUUGGCGAUUCCGAGAAAGAGGAGGAGAAGCAGAAGGCACCCUUGCCAGUCAAAGUGGCCCCCAGAGAUGACACGGAGAACCUCAUGGACGAAGUGGAGAUGGAAGUGGCGAGGGACAAGCAGACAACAAAUGGAACGAAGGCAGAGGAGAAGAAAAACAAAAAAGAGAAGAAGCUCAAAAAGGAUAAAGCCAAGAAGGACAAGAAAGACAAAAAAGAGAAGAAACGGAAGACCUCGGCUUUCCUCGACGCGCCCUCCAAUAUCGUUGAGCACAACGAGCCGGAGAAUGCGACUCCCCCAGACAAGGAAGUUGUCGAGGAGGAUGACAUCUUCGGGAGGUUUGGGCUGGACGAUGCGAGCGACCACGAGCAAGCGUCGGAGGUCGCGCCCAGCAGCGUGGGCGGGAACUUGACUAUGGGAUCAGUGGGAUCUCCGCGGGCUGCUGGUCUUUCGCCAGCUCGCUCUAGCAGGAGGCUGGGUCGAUCACUGAGCCCAUCGCCUGCUGCUGGAUCCCUCGGCCUUGGCCGGCGAAGAAGGUCGAGCCCUGCACGCGUUGAGGAACAGGAGAAGGAGGAGAGCCUCGUCGAGCAGUUGACCCAUGCCUUGGAAUCCAUCAAGCCGCGGCGAGGCCUCGUCAUCAAAGAUGAAGAGGCCCACGUGUUUGUCGAGGCAUUUGUCAAGAAGAUGGAAGGCAUUGCUGCAGAAGACCUGGAGGAACACCACCAGGGCAGGCCCAUGUUGAAGAAGCUGCGCAUGCUUCCCGUCGCCGUGGAAGUCAUGGAGAAGUUCCAAUUUUCUGAUGCUUUCAUUGCCUACGGCGGGUGCAAGGUCCUAGCGCUGUGGCUGCAGGAUCUCCCCAAUGGGCAGCUUCCCUCCGUCCACCUCCGGUCCACGCUUCUAACUUGUAUGGAGCGCUUGCCCAUUACCAAAGAUGCCCUACGCGACGCAGGUGAACCCCGCCUUGGGCAGGUUGUGGCGAAGCUCCAGAACCAUCCGGAGGAGACCCCUCUGAACCGAAGGCGGGCACAGGGCUUAGUACAGAGAUGGUUGCGGCAGAUCAUGAUCCCAGACGAGGCCGACUCUUUGGAGGGUUUCCUUGCGGAAAGUGAUCGGGUGGGUACCAUUCCUCGACCGCCACCAGAGACGGAGGAGAGCUUAGCCUUGCAAGAGGAGGAAAGCGCGAAGCGUCUCCAUCCUGCCAUCCCCGUGAUCCAGGGCAAAGAGUACGUGAUCCAGCCAAUCUCCACUGCCCAGCCCAUUGUUCGUGAGAAGUUAGGCACGGACACCUACAGAGGCAAGCUCAACGAAGUCUUGAAAGUCAUGUCAAGACCGAACAAGAGGGCUUGGAAGCCUUACUCUGUGUCUGUGGCUGGGAGACAGCUGAAUGCCGACUAA
Symbiodinium natans is the source of this 1596-nucleotide messenger RNA. Lineage: Eukaryota; Dinophyceae; Suessiales; Symbiodiniaceae. The record is from the annotation of a GenBank genome assembly.